UUAUGUUUUACACUGAAAGCUUUUGUGUAUUGCAGCCACCUGCAUCAUUCUUUCCUCGUACAGUCCUUUUGACGAACUGAAGUGUUUUCAUUCUCCCUUAGUCAACGAGCUGCUUGGUUAGUUUAAGGUGGAUUAGGUGAGAUUGUGAACUCUUCUUAUUUGCAUCAAAACAGCGAUGCCAUAAUAGAUGGUUUAUUUUCCUGGUUGUGAUGCUUUACAAAUGAACUGAAACUUAUGCAUAUUAAGACAAAACCAACGACCACACUGAAUGCUGAGGGCUUGGCCAGAACACAUUUCACAAUGUGUUCCUCUUAUGUUGAUUUAAGGGCUGGCCUUCAUUUCUUACUGUAGGGUGUGUCUUUAUCUGACAACAAGUGUGCACCUUUCAGUUUGGCAUUGAACACCGAUCCUUUCGGAUGUUGUCAGUUUGCUCUUGGAUUAUGCCACACCAUGGAUACAUUACUCCCUUCACUCCUGAUUUUACUGUGGUCGAAAAGUUUCAUCAAUUGGGUGGUGGUCACAAUACAGAGACACUACAUGAUCCGGUCUUUCUCUGGAUUCUUCUGCAUUUCCUUGGCACUAACCGAUAGUUUUCUGAGUUUUAUCGUCACGGUUAUUUACUAUCUGGAAGACUUCAACAUCUCAGGCUGGCGCCUCACCAGGCAUCACGUAUGUCUCCUGGUCCAGAUUGCUUGUUUAGUCGGCGGCGUUCUCCACUGGCCGGUGUUUCUCCUCACGCUGUUGGAUAAUUUAUGGACACCAAGUUCAUCGCAGAAGACCUGGAUGCAAAAACUGACCUAUGGCGCAGGGGUGUGUCUCAUUUGGAUUCUAGCAACUUUGUAUGUCUUUUGGGUAGCAGAUGUUGUUUUAUUAUUAGGAGGUGACAAGCACCCCUGCCACGUAUUCAGUAGCUCUCAAAGUAUUCAGGUACUCAGUACUUUACUGUUGACUGUCACCUGUGUAGUAUUUUAUUCAUUUACUUCUCCUGAGAAAAAGAGAGUACAGGUGUUUCUGCAUUCCCCACAGAUCUGCAUGAUUUCUUCAAGGCAGAUUCUGUACACAUUCCUCAGCACGUGGGCACCUUUUAUCGUUCUCAUGAUCAUGUUUCCAUUUUUACAGACAGAGAUGAAUGCACUUCUGCAAAUGAAUACCGUUUGGUUGUGUUUUCUUAAUAGCUUCGCUAUGGCUAUGGCUUUGUGCAGUCGGCCCUUUGAAUUCAGCGAGACUUUAACAGAUGGAUUUUGUUCCUGGUCUUCAUGUUUUGUUUAUGGAACUGAAAAGCACAGCCACAUUCAAGUUCAAAUACUUAAUAACUGACCAGUAUAGACUUUUAAUGAAGAUAAAUGACCAGUCUGGGUUCAGUUCUUAUAAUCUAAUUUUGAGUUUAGGAGCAUGAAAGUUUGAUUUGACAUGAUCUUACUUGAGAAAAAUAUCAAGGUUAUAUUUUCAAAGAAAGUCUAUGUAAAUAUAUUCCUAUAUUUGUGCAUUGGUUGGUUCUUUAUACUUUUUUUUUUUUAAUAACUUUAUACUUUUCCAUUUCUUAUAUUAUUAAGUUUCAAUAUGUAAAUAUAAGGUAAAAUAUCAUCAGUAUUUUAGUGUAAAUUCUUUUUUUUGGCUUUGUGAACCCAUUAGUUCACAUGGAAAAACAGGAACAAGGAAGAAAGUUUACCAUCACCAUUAAAACUGGCAAUACGACUUCAUUUCACCAACCAAAGAAAAUGCUGCCAGUAUUUACCCAAGAACAACUUUGUAGUUUUAGCUUUGGUACAAUGCAUUACUUAAAUAAAUAUCGUUUUGUUCAACCCAACAAAAGGCAUAGUUGAUAAAUUACUCUUUUGAAACAUAAAUAGCAAACUAAUAUUGACAUUGUGUUGUAUAAGCAGAGCACAACUGGCCUCUCCAGUCGAGCCUAGUUUUUUAUUAUCAUUUUUGCUUCCUGCAACCAGUGCAAGACAAAUACAUGUAAAACCCAUCUACUCUCAUAGACAGACAUCUUUCACUUUAUCACUCACAACACAGUAAUGUUUAAACACUACAAAACCACAGCAUUACAAGAUUGUUGUUUUAUAACAGAUCAAGUAAACAAACUUUCGUACCAAAUGCAAUAAGUCUUUUAAAUAAGGGUUAGGAAAUAUAUAUUUUAAUGUAUGUUUUUUAAUAAUGUAUGUAAAUAUUUAUAUCAAUUUUAUUAUUGUGAAUGUUGUGUAUUGUU
Paramisgurnus dabryanus is the source of this 2212-nucleotide messenger RNA. It is a transcript of the gene gpr160, whose product is annotated as G protein-coupled receptor 160. The record is from RefSeq and is a predicted model, not a curated record. Gene Ontology annotation, cellular component: plasma membrane; signaling receptor complex. NCBI's taxonomy places the organism in Eukaryota, Metazoa, Chordata, Actinopteri, Cypriniformes, Cobitidae.